UUCUAGACUCUCCUUGCUCUCACCCCUCUCUUACACAGUCUCUCUCACUCCACAGUCUUUCGCUAUUCGUGUGUGUGUGUGUGUGUGUGUGUGUGUGUAUUCUCCCAUUACUCUCGCUUUUUUUUGUCUCUCACUCAACCCACCACAUUCGUUCUGUUUUUCUUGAGAUCUGAAAAGAAAGAAAAAUGCACUUCAACGCCCUCCUCGCCGUCGCCGCCGUCGCCGGGUCCGUCUCGGGCUUGGCCGUCCGCCAAAACACGCCGGCCUACCAAGUCCUCCCACCGACGCCGGAGCUGCCGAAGCCCAUCUCGACGGUCAAGACGCCGAUCAACGGCAUCCAGAUGUGGUUCCAAAAGUACAACGAGAAGGCCGGCGGCGUGCCCAUCGUCAUGGACCACGGCGGCCUGGGCUUCUCGGGCUACUUCGGCUCCGUCAUCACCCGCCUCAUCGACGCCGGCCACUACGUCAUCGCCGUCGACCGCCGCGGCCACGGCCGCACGACGUACAACGCCAACGACGUCUUCACCUACGACCAGAUGGCCGCCGACAUCCACGCGCUGCUCGAGGGCGCCGGCGUGCCCCAAUACAACGUUGUGGGCUGGUCCGAUGGCGGCAUCACGACGCUCGCGGCGCUCAUCAACCCGGUCACCGCCAAGCCCAUCAACAAGGCCUUCGUCUUCGGCGCCUCGUCGAGGCCGGAGCAGACCAACGCCACCUUCUCCGACACGCCCAUCUUUACGGAGCUCGUGGACCGCUGCCGGACCGAGUACGCCUCGCUGCAGCCGGGCGUUGACUUCACUGCCUUCGCGACCAAGGUCGCGACGAUGGAGGGCACGCUGCCGCAGUUCACGGCCGCACAGCUCGCGGGCAUCGACGGCAAGCGGGUCAUGAUCGCCGGCGCCGAGCACGAGGAGGCCGUCAACCGCGACGUCCCCGGCAUCCUGAACAAGGCCAUCCCCGGCAGCAGCGUCACGAUCCUCAAGGGCGUGAGCCACUUCGCGCCCAUGCAGGACCCGGCCCAGUUCACCAAGGCCGUCAUCGACUUCUUCAACAAGGCGUAGAGGGAGGCUGGUUUACAGGGUGAUUCUUGGUUCGUAGAGGUUUGGGAACACAUGGAGACAUAAUUAGCUGUAGGCAAAUGGAGAAAAGUUGACGGAGUUGUCCGGACUCAUUGAGUGUGAAAACCCUUGGCUGAGCCCUAAACUGUG
Colletotrichum destructivum is the source of this 1208-nucleotide messenger RNA. Its product is annotated as Putative alpha/beta hydrolase-1. Bases 186 to 1061 code for a protein of 291 amino acids. Lineage: Eukaryota; Fungi; Ascomycota; Sordariomycetes; Glomerellales; Glomerellaceae. The record is from RefSeq and is a predicted model, not a curated record. The transcript has a single exon. Gene Ontology annotation, molecular function: serine hydrolase activity.